AUGAGGAGAAAGGUGUAUAAGGAGAGGACGCAGCCAAAGGACCGCAGGAAGUAUGGGAAGCUCGAGAAGAAGAAAGACCUAGUGAAGAGGCUUGCAAAGAUCAACAAGCAGAAGGACGAGAUCAGAAAGGCGAAGGAGGAAAUAAGACACAAGAGCGGGCAGGAAUACUUCUUUGGAUACCAUUCCGUAAAGAAGGAUGGAUCUAGCAUCUACAGGGUCGACGAGCCUACUAUUGAGGAGCUUGCAAAGAUGAAGAUCUACAUUGACAAUGAAAUCCAGAGGUGCAGGAAGAAGUUGGAAAGAUAUGCUCCCAUGCCGUGUGGGACACACAUCAAGUUCGAGGAGGACAGCUUGGAGAAGAAUGAGGCAGACAUGCGCUUUGGACAAAAAGAGGAGAUACGAGAGGAGUUUGAGAGGUACAUGGAGGAGCUGAUUGUAAAGAGAAGAGAGGUCCUAGAAAGGAUGAACGAGCUAGAAGACUCAGUGUAG
Messenger RNA from Encephalitozoon cuniculi GB-M1, 489 nucleotides. RefSeq lists its product as uncharacterized. Gene Ontology annotation, cellular component: small-subunit processome. Lineage: Eukaryota; Fungi; Microsporidia; Unikaryonidae. The transcript has a single exon. The coding region runs from base 1 to 489 and encodes 162 amino acids. Gene Ontology annotation, biological process: rRNA processing. The record is from RefSeq and is marked provisional.